CCAUGUCGGCUCAAGUUACAUGUUGGGAAAUUAAUUGCCGCGAUCGAGGGAUUGCGGUCAUGAGCCGCGGCUAUGGACAUGGUCCAUACUAUGGAAAGGGUAAAGCCGGAAAGGGUGGAUACCAUCAGAACCAUGACAAUGGGGAAGGACCGCAGAUCACUGUGAACUCCCUACGUGCUGGUGAGACGGUUGAUGUUUUCCACCGAUACAGACAAGACCCGAAUGGAUACUUUAUGGUCCAGCAUCGCACAUCGGGAGUUCUGCACCCCAGUGUAGGAAAGACCGAUGGCUGGACCACUGCCCGGGUCAAUGCAAACUGGGACGCUCAAUACUACAACCCCCACGACUACCAGACCUGGGUGGAGAUCCAGUGGACACAUCCUCUCUGGUAUAAUCGCCGGGGGCACCGACUCGAUGUGAAGAACCCUUCCAUGGUGACUCAGCGAGUCAUGCCAGAGCAAGUCCGCCGUGGCAAGUCAGAAGCACAGAGGACUCCACAGUUGAGCCUUUUCCAUUUGCGCUGGGGCGGAGAGCAGCCGGUGAACCCUGUGACCGAGGGUGCUGGCGGUUGGGGCGCCACCGGAUCCAAUCCAUCCGACAACUACAUCAAUGCUUGGGAGGAUGUUGUGUUUCGAAUGCUGGGCCCGAACUAUGAGAUCGUCUCAGCCUUCAUCCAGAACUCAGAUGAAUUAGGCAAAUUAGCACCAGCACUUCUUCGGCAUUUGUUGAAAGGUCAACAUGUAGCAGCUUGCUACUUUAUGUGGCCUAUUGCAUUCCAAGAUGGCCACGAAUUUCCUGCCUAUGUUCAAAGAGAGAAACUUAUUGAGUUGAUGGUGCAGAUGGAGGCGGCGGGCAUUCCAAGCCGCUUUCCGCACGAGUCUCACCUGUACAAGAUCUUUGCCUCCAAGGAGUGGACAGCCCAAAUGUGUCUCCACCCGCUGCUCAAAGUGCCGCUCACCACUAUGGUGGCGCGUCAAGCGGUGGCGUCGGACCCCGCCAAGGCCGCCAUUGAUGCAAUGCAGGCGCUGAAGAACUUGGCAGAUGCAAGAGCAUCUUGGAACCGCCAGCUUGGGCAGCCAGAAAAGCCAUAUCCUAACAAGGGAGUGGCUAAGCUUGGCUGGAGCUGGGAGGCAAUGGAUGUCCAAGCUUGGAGGAAUAAGCAGGAGCUGGAGCGGGCACUCGUUUCUCUGGUUGAACAGCCAGGCAGUAUGGUUGACCAGAUCUUCGUUCAGGAGUGGGUUGACUUUGAAGUGGAAAUGAGGCACUUUUUGGUGGAGGUUGAUCUCAAUGAUCGAUCCACUUGGAAGCCGAAGUAUAUUGUGUACACCGUCUUCAAAUCUCGAGAUGACGGCUGCUUCCGCGAUUUUGACAAGUAUGACCGACAAACAGCCAUCAACAUGACCUUCCAAAGCGACGAGGCCGCCAUGGCCGAUGCCGAGAAGCAGGCAGAGGAGUUGGUUGGACGGUGGCUUCAAUGGCUGCAGGCGCAGACGCAUACCAUGCCCACAGUGGUGCGAAUGGACAUCAUGGCAAGAAGAUUGGGUCCUGGAAAGGCAGCGAUUGCCACCGGCGAGCUCACAGAAUUGGGUGGCUGCUUUUUGGGUUGGCCUCAAGGGCCACAGACCGUCUUCAGCGCCAUGCUGCGCUCCUGCUUCAAGAAUACCGCUGCUCUCGCGCCAUAUUGACCCGUGACUGGCCUAUGUCAGCGUAGAAACCAUCAGCAAGACUUCUAGACUACCCAUGCCGUGUGUGAUCAGUUCAAUCGGUCCCGUCAGC
Messenger RNA from Durusdinium trenchii, 1776 nucleotides. NCBI's taxonomy places the organism in Eukaryota, Dinophyceae, Suessiales, Symbiodiniaceae. The record is from the annotation of a GenBank genome assembly.